GCCUUCUAUAUUUGUAUAGUGCCGGUUUGCACUUUGCAUAAGUCAUCGAUAAAUGGACCAUACUCCAAUGGAACAGAGAUCCCGCUGCCGCUUGGUCAGAUCACUGGGCGAUCUCCGGGUAUCGGACACCUGAUGACGAACUGCCGCUCAUCAUAAUAUUUCAUAUACCGCUAUAGUGAGUGCUGCAUGUUAACAGAAGCACUUCGCAAUCGACCGCUGAGUUUGCAUAUUGCCAUAUCUAGCAGAACAUUGAACCAUGAUGCAGUGGAUUGGGUUACGGGUGGCUGUGGUGCUGGCCACUAUCUAUCUCACUGCCGCUGUACCCUUCAAGUUGACAAUCUUGCACACGAACGACGUACACGCGCGUUUUGAGCAAUUCGACGGCUAUGGAGGUGAGUGCAGCACGCAGGAAUCGGAUGACGGAGAAUGCUUCGGCGGUGUAGCUCGACGAGUAUCCAAGAUCCGUCAGAUACGAGCAGCGGAGGAGAACGUCUUACUGCUCGAUGGUGGCGACCAGUUCCAGGGCACCAUGUGGUUUUACCUGUACAAAGGUCAGGCGACCUCGCACUUCAUGAAUAUUACUGGCUACGACGCUAUGGCAAUUGGGAACCAUGAGUUCGACAACGCUCCAGAAGGACUCAGUCAGUUUUUGACGGAUGUCCCUUUCCCAGUUCUGAGCUCUAAUAUCGACGCCAGUUUGGAACCUUCCAUCGACGGCUUGUUUCACAAGAGCACCGUGCUUACGGUGGGUGGACAGAAGAUUGGAAUCGUCGGGUAUACGUACGCUCGUACUCCAGAAAUUUCCACAACUGGGAAGUUGGAAUUCAGCGACGAAGUCACCGCUGUACAAGCCGAGGUGGACAGACUGCAAACCGAGUAUGGUAUCGACAAGAUGAUUGCACUAGGCCACGCAGGCUUUGAUAUAGACCUGAAGAUUGCCCGCAAAGUACGGGGAGUGGACAUUGUGAUUGGCGGUCACACCAACACCUUCCUAUACACUGGUAGUGCGCCCUCAGCGGAGGUGCCCGAAGGUGACUAUCCAACAGUCGUGCACCCAGACUACGACGCUACAGCCAACGUAUUAGUCGUGCAGGAUUACACCUUUGGCAAGUACCUUGGGCGCCUGGAUGUGACUUUUGAUGACAAUGGUAACGUAACGGAAUGGGGAGGCAAUCCCAUACUGCUGGACGAAAACGUACCGCAAGCGGCGGAUGUUCUUCAAGAGAUAGAGAAAUGGGCGGAGACAGUGAGGAAUUUUUCCAACGUCUACAUCGGUCGAACGCACGUCUUACUGGAUGGAAGCUGCCGAUUGGCUGAGUGUAACCUUGGUAACUUCCUUGCCGAUGCUUACGUCAGACAGGCCAUAAGGUUCCCGGAUGAACUACAAUGGAAUGACGUCAGUAUUGCGAUCGUGAAUGGCGGGAGCAUUCGGGCCACGCUGUAUCAGGGUGACAUUACCAUAGGUGACGUCCUAACUGUCUCGCCAUUCGGAAGCACGGUUGAUACAGUGACGAUUAAAGGCGUGUACUUGAUGGAAGCUCUGGAGAAUUCUGUAGCCGAGUAUGACCCAGUGUCGCGACCUGGAAGGUUCUUACAGUUCUCAGGAAUGAUAGUAACCUAUGACCUCUCUCAAACUAAAGGCAGUCGGGUGGUUAAUGCUGAGGUUCGUUGUACAGAGUGCGAGGUGCCACAGUUCGUGCCCUUGGACCUCGAGAAGGUCUACAAAGUUGUCAUGCCUUCGUAUAUUGUCGGCGGUGGGGAUGGCUACUCAAUGAUACGGGAUAAUGUCAUUGAGCACGACUAUGGUAAUCUGGAUUCCAGUGUUGCAAGUGAAUACAUCCAGUGGAUUACCCCGGCGACCCCCGGCCUCGAACGAAGAAUCCUAUUCGUCGAUCCGUCUGAUCCGUCUGAUCCGCCUAAUCCGUCUGAUCCGUCUCCGUCUGAUCCGUCUCCGUCUGAUCCUGAUCCCUGUGGUACUGGAUCGGCCAAUAGAAUUCAUCGUCUGACACCCCUUUGGCUUUUGCUGAUAGCUGUUUUAAUGCAGGACUUUGUUUUCUAAUCAAAUUAAUGCUGCAUUUUCAAUACCAAAUCAGUCACAUUUAAUAUGUAGGACGAUUUCAAUUUUUUUUUAAAUCCGUGCGUAGUGCUGUUAUAGGCAAAUCGUGGCAUUCAUAUGUAUUACACAGUUAGUUUCAAAUUAAUGUCAAUGCGUAAACGUUGUACUGGAAUCUUUUGUACUUUAGUGACAAAGCUGUAGUCUAAAAUGAGGAGCAUCCCUGUGAAGUCUGCCCGAUCAUUGGCAUACAGAUGGGGUACUUUUAAUUAUAAAAUUUGUAUUAACUUCGAAUUUUAAACAAGUAUGAUGAAAUAACAGGGGCGGAUCCAGGGGGCGCACGCUCGCCCCUUUUCAUAAGCAAAAAAAAACCACAAGAUAUGGACGGAGGGAGAGAGACUCAAAAAGAGAAGAAAUAAAGAUACUGAUGAUAACGAUUCUUUAUUGUCUGCAUAUAGAAAUACGCAAUAUAGGAUAAUCCUAUUUCAUUGGCAACACAAUUACAUUAAAACACUCAUAUUACAUCAAACACCUGUUUUAUAAAUCAAAAUACAACAAACAUCUAAGUAAUAGAUUGAAAAAUAAGAUGAAAUGAUUUUUUUUUUCAAUUGAUACUUACGAUUUACUACUUCAAAAUGUAUUUAUUAUAUACGUAUUAUAUUAAAGCCAGCACAUGUACAUGUGAUUAAAAUACUCAUAUUACUUUAAAACCACUGUGGCCAUUUUACCGCCUGGUUAUAGUGAUUGAAGAGAUGGAUUGAAUUUGGGACGAAAGAUUGUGGAAAACGGAGUGAGUUUGUCUGUGGUGGACGGAGUCUGAUGCCUGAACGAUUAGAAACAAAGCAUUUACAUGUUUCACGCCCCCCCCUUGGACAAUGCAGGAUCCGCCCCUGCAAAAGUUGUGAUCUUUUGUAUGUAUAUACUCAACCAAAAACAGAGUACCGUUCCUGUUACUUCAUGACGGGCAUCAUAUUUUAUGCGAAAGGAAUGUUGCAGCCUGGCAAACCUUUUUCUUCACAAUCAUCCCAAUAAAGAUCAGUCAUUGCAAAAAUCUUAAAAAGACAUGAAUCUGGGACAGAGAAACAUUUCCGAUUUGUUAGGAAAUGCUCAGAAAAUUGUCUUGACUCUCCAUAGACUUUGUACACAACCGCUGAUGUGGCGUAUCCAUGCUACAUUCUUUCCUUUUAUGCAAGAUGAGGUUUUGUUUAAGGAUUACAGGGAUUUGAUUAUAUUUUACAAAUGCAAGUACACCUUUUCAGACAUGCAUGCUACCACUGCACACUCGCGGACGCACUUUUUUCUUUUAAUAUUUGUGUGCACUUUGCUGUUGUAAAGUAAACUUCAAACCAGGACUCGGAAGAAAAAAAUAAGAAUAGAUCGUAUAGUCCCUAUAGGAAUAAUAGCGCUGUAAUAUAAACUAUUAUCAUUUAAGUAAUUUUAGUUUUGACUUUACGAUGUUUAAUAAAAAUGUACAAACGAUGAUUAUGACACCUCGA
Patiria miniata (bat star) is the source of this 3549-nucleotide messenger RNA. Its product is annotated as snake venom 5'-nucleotidase-like. The coding region runs from base 257 to 2059 and encodes 600 amino acids. Gene Ontology annotation, molecular function: nucleotide binding; metal ion binding; 5'-nucleotidase activity. The transcript has 8 exons. Gene Ontology annotation, biological process: AMP catabolic process. Gene Ontology annotation, cellular component: plasma membrane. Lineage: Eukaryota; Metazoa; Echinodermata; Asteroidea; Valvatida; Asterinidae. The record is from RefSeq and is a predicted model, not a curated record.